Messenger RNA from Pristis pectinata (smalltooth sawfish), 704 nucleotides. It is a transcript of the gene nup37, whose product is annotated as nucleoporin 37. Lineage: Eukaryota; Metazoa; Chordata; Chondrichthyes; Rhinopristiformes; Pristidae. The record is from RefSeq and is a predicted model, not a curated record. Gene Ontology annotation, molecular function: protein binding. Gene Ontology annotation, cellular component: nuclear pore outer ring. The transcript has 6 exons. Bases 150 to 704 code for a protein of 184 amino acids.
AAUGAGCGGCGGACAGGAGUGUCUGAACGUUCCAGGCGGGGAAUCCCUGGGCGCACGGUGGGGAAUCCCGGAGCCCGGCUGCUCCGUCCCUCGGACCCAGGACUCCCGGCCACCGCCUGCUCCUCCCCUGGACUCCGGUCCCCCUGACCAUGCUGCUGAUGAAGAAGGAGGCGGCGGCCCGGAGCGCCACGCACUCGGUGCCGAGCGAGGAGACGGUGAUCGCCGUGGAGUUCAGCCCGUUCGAGAGCUGCGACUCUGGCAGCCUGGUCGCCUACGGAGGGGAUAACUACGUGGUGGUGGGCAUUUGUCGUUUCCAGGAAGAAGAUGCAGACAUUAAAGGCAUGGAGUACAAGACCCUGCAGACUUUUCACAGAGGGGUGCGAGUGGGUGCCAUUGCCUGGAGCCCAGAGACGAAGAUUGAUACACUGACACACCUGAUAAAGUUAUGCACAGCAGAUGCAGAUAGGAAGUUACGAUUACUGACCUCUGAUCUCAAAGAGAACACCACGUGGCAGGUCAUCGAAGGCCACACUGACUACAUCAACGAUCUGGUCUUCGAGCCCAUCAAUGGAAAACAGAUUGCCACUGUGAGCGAUGACCACACAUGCCGUGCUGCUUGUAUGAUGCUCUGUGCCCGUGAUGCUGUAUCUGGGACCUCGAUGGAAAUCAAAAGACUUCGUUUCUUCUUCACUCUCCGGGAAUGA